Messenger RNA from Entrophospora sp. SA101, 519 nucleotides. Lineage: Eukaryota; Fungi; Glomeromycota; Glomeromycetes; Entrophosporales; Entrophosporaceae. The record is from the annotation of a GenBank genome assembly.
AUGCUUUAUAUAAGAUACUCAUUAACAAAAUUAGAAGAUAUGAGGGAUGAAACAUUGACGCCACGUCACCUAAAAGUUAUAGAUAGAAUUUUUCGUCGACUUAUAGUUGCUACUGAUAACCAUCUUAAAAAAUUGAUUACAUCAACUAAUGAUAUUUUACUUGGAGUAUUGAAUUCGCAAGCUAUUCAAUCAGAAAUUGCUAACAUUGUUGAAAAAGAAAAGGAUAUAAUUGUAAAAGAUCACAACAAGGUGAUUUCCGAAUUGUGGUCAAUUUUUGAUGGUCAAAUCAAUACAAUUAUUUUUGACAGAAACUUGAAACUUCUUGAAGAAUUUGACGAUAGAAAAAAAUUGAUGGUUGAUUCAAUCAUGAACAUUAAACAUCAGUUAAAGUUAUUUGAAACGCAAUUAAACGUUUUAAGCAGUGGAAUAGACAAGCCACUCCUCGUAGAUAUUCCAUUUGAAUUGCAUUUGGCAAGUAUGAAAAAUGCAUUGUUACUAUUAAGUAAUUGGAAAAAGUGA